AUGACUGCCAGAUCUUUUGUAAAAUUUCUGAAAAUAGGGAUUUGGAAAGAUUUUGGGGUAAAAACGUGUUUCUUGAAUAGCGAAUUGACGUGAAAUAUGCCUUUUAUCAUGGAUUUUAGCUUAGAGGAGCUUAUAGAGAGGAUUGGAUAUUCAAAAUCGUGAGCUUCAAGUAGCUCAGUUGGCUCCAUUUGUAAAAACCUGAUUAGCUUUGGGGAGAGCUUGGGAUUAGAGAGACACAUUAGUGAACAAAUCAUCCUGUCCAGCUUGGACUCGUUCUUUUUCAGCUUUUUUAAAGCACACUUUGAAGCUUCUUCAAUGCUCAUGAUGAUUUCUGAUGUUUCACGGAUUAUCUCAGAAUGGUAG
This is a messenger RNA of Blepharisma stoltei, 363 nucleotides long. Lineage: Eukaryota; Ciliophora; Heterotrichea; Heterotrichida; Blepharismidae. The record is from the annotation of a GenBank genome assembly.